UAAUGACGUCUGGAAGAAGAAAACGUGUUUUCGGUCUCGCGAAUCGUUUUAUUUAUGUAAAAAUAGUCAAAUCAGUGCCACGAGAGAAACUAAGGCACCCGUGGCUACUAAGCCGGCUAAAGCUUUUUUGGCUCUGAAUCUGAAAGAGGAGCCUGAAUUCAAGACGAAAGUCCAGGAGAUGAAGAAGCGACCCAAAAAGACAGGUGGAGUUCGACUGAUUGUCACCAAGAUCUUUGCUGAGACAAUGAACAACUACCUGAUGGGCGAGAUACUGAUCAAAUGUAAUCAGGUUCCUACUGAGGUGCAUGAGGAGUUGUUUGUGGGAUCACAGAGAGCUUUUAAGAAGCUGUGGCUCGCUACAACGAGACACACACCAGAGGAGGUCAAGGAGAUGGCCGGACGACUCCUACAUAAAGAGGCCAAGCUCCGUAAAAGGCUGGCAGAGAAGGGAAUCCACUACGACUUCCCAGGGUUUGCUUCUCAAGUGCAACAUAAUAAAAAGUUAGAUGACACUGUGAAUGCAUCCACGUGUAAUGAGACGUGACUCCAGUGUGAACCACCUCAGUUCUGGACAGGAGGAGGUCCAUGAAGAUCAACGAUGAGGAUGGCGAAAUCAUCAAGAAUACCCCCGCCCCAAAAAAGUCUAAAGGCAAAUGUAAAGAGAAAGGGGGAUAUCUAGUCAGACUGUACAACUGAACGCAUUCAACUGAAUGCCUUCCACAUUUAACCCCAACCCCUCUGAAUCAGAGAGGUGCGGGGUGCUGCCUUAAUCGACAUCCAUGUCUUUGGCACCUGGGGAACAGUGGGUUAACUGCCUUGCUCUGGCAGAAUGACAGAUUUUUACCUUGUCUGCUCGGGAAUACGAUCGAGCAACCUAAGGAGCAGAGUCUGACUAAGAUUCCUCCUCUGAGGAAGAGGAGACUGAGGAGGAGUCCUUCCUAGAAGGGAGUGAGAAGCCCACAACGUGUGAAGAGCCCUCAGGGGACAAGAGCCAGUCGUAUAGGAAGGAGCAUAGUGAACGAACGUCAACGCCUGUUGUUUAAGGGACAAUGACUCAAUUGAAUUGCCUUGCUUGUAAAAAUGUAUCUGCUUUACAAGGUGGUUGGUCCUCUAUAUAAUUACACAGAGGAGAAUGACUAGAGAGUCAAUGACUGUUUGACAGUGUUAGAGCCUAUGCACCUGUAUAGCACCUCCUAAAGUCCCAUAGCCAAGGCCUAAAAUUAACACCUGCCAAAUGUGGGUGGAUUUUGGUAUUUACUGGUAAGAUGUUGAUUUCACCAGCCCAGUUCGGGGUGGUCAAGGCUCCACAGUGCAAGCAUUUCACUCUCAUUUGUGAAUAAAAAUAGUAGAAGUAUGAUGACAUUUAUAUAAAAUAAAUGCUGGAGUAGCUGUUUUCAAAUUAUUUCUGCCGUUUUGUUUCAGAGCUGGUAAAUUAAUUCACAAAGUCAAAGAACUAGCUACGAAUCCUGGGUUGCACCGCCGUCUCUCUGUUGUGUUGUUGCCAUUGCUAUCAACGUUCUACAGAUGCCGCAGCAUAUUGAUGUCUGACUGAUGUUUAAUGCAAAGUCUUUCUGAACAGGGCUAAUGACGUUUUUUCGCCAAAUUUACUCUAUAGUGGCCUGGAAAUACAAUGACAAAAAAACCUUGUCAUCAUUAUGUCAAGUGAAUUUAAAAAAUAUAUAAAUUUCAUUUUUUAAAAUUUCAUUUUUAUCCACUGGGCUGAUAUGCUUGAUCCAUUUUUGCUGUAGCUUUCUGCCCCCCAGAUUGCUGAAUCAUAUUGAAUCACCUGACUAUUAUAUCUGGUACUAUCCCCAAGGUUUGGAAGGUGGCCCAUGUACUCCCCCUUCACAAAGGUGGAGACCCUUGUGACCUACAGUUGAAGUCGGAAGUUUACAUACACCUUAGCCAAAUACAUUUAAACUCAGUUUUUCACAAUUCCCACCAUUUAAUCCUAGUAAAAAUUCUUAGGUCAGUUAGGAUCAACACUUUAUUUUAACAAUGUGAAAUGUCAGAAUAAUAGCAGAGAAAGAUUUAUUUGAGCUUUUAUUUUUUUCAUCACAUUCCCAGUGGGUCAGAAGUUUACAUACACUCAAUUAGUAUUUGUUAGCAUUGCCUUUAAAUUGGUUAACUUGGGUCAAACGUUUCGGGUAGACUUCCACAAGCUUCCCACAAUAAGUUGGGUGAAUUUGGUCCCAUUCCUCCUGACAGAGCUGGUGUAACUGAGUCAGGUUUGUAGGCCUCCUUGCUCGCACACGCUUUUUCAGUUCUGCCCACACAUUUUCUAUAGGAUUCAGGUCAGGACUUUGUGAUGGCCACUCCAAUACCUUGAAUUUGUUGUCCUUAAGCCAUUUUACCACAAUUUUGGAAGUAUGCUUGUGGUCAUUGUUCAUAUGGAAGACCCAUUUGUGACCAAGCUUUAACUUCCAGACUGAUGUCUUGAGAUGUUGCUUCAAUAUAUCCACAUCAUUUUCCUGCCUCAUGGUUUGCAACUGCACAUGGGGACAAAUAUCACACCUUUUGGAGAAAUGUCAUCCAUUUAGUGAAGUGCACCAGUCCCUUCAGCAGCAAAGCACCCCCACAACAUGAUGCUGCCACCCCCGUGCUUCAAGGUUGGGAUGGUGUUCUUUGGCUUGCAAACAUCCCCUUUUUUCUCCAAACAUAACGAUGGUCAUUGUGGUCAAACGGUUCUAUUUUUGUUUCAUCAGAUCAGAGGACAUUUCUCCAAAAGGUAUGAUAUUUGUCCCCAUGAGCAGUUGCAAACCAUAGUCUGGCUUUUUUUAUGGCUGUUUUGGAGCAGUGGCUUCUUCCUUACUGAGCGGCCUUUAAGGUUAUGUCGAUAUAGGACUCGUUUUACUGUGGAUAUAGAUACUUUUCUACCUGUUUCCUCCAGCAUCUUCACAAGGUCCUUUGCUGUUCUGGGAUUGAUUUGUACUUUUCGCACCAAAGUAUGUUAAUCUCUAGGAGACAGAAUGCUUCUCCUUCCUGAACGGUAUGACGGCUCCGUGGUCCCAUGGUGUUAUACCUGUGUACUAUUGUUUGUACAGAUGAACGUGGUACCUUCAGGCAUUUGGAAAUUGCUCCCAAGGAUGAACCAGACUUGUGGAGGUCUACAAUUUGUUUUCUGAGGUCUUGGCUGAUUCCUUUUGAUUUUCCCAUGAUGUCAAGCAAAGAGGCACUGAUUUUGGAAGUAGGCCUUGAAAUGCAUCCACAGGUACACCUCCAAUUAACUCAAAUUGUCAUUUAGCCUUCCAGAAUCUUCUAAAGCCAUGACAUAAUUUUCUGGAUUUUUCCAAGCUGCUUAAAGGCACAGACAACUCAGUGUAUGUAAACUUCUGACCCACUGGAAUUGUGAUUAAGUGAAAUAAUCUGCCUGUAAACAAUUAUUGAAGAAAUUACUUGUGUCAUGCACAAAGUAGAUGUCCUAACUGACUUGCCAAAACUAUAGUUUGUUUGGAGUGGUUGAAAAAUGAGUUUGAAUGACUCCAACCUAAGUGUAUGUAAACUUCCAACUUUAUAUAAUUAUCGCCCUAUUUCUAAACUUUUUUGCCUAGCUAAAAUAUUAGAAUCUUUGGUUAAUUCACAGCCAAGAUCUUUAUCUUUGAAAUGUAAUCGAAAUGUCCAUCAAUCAAUCGGGUUUUAGACCAGGUCAUAGCACUAUCUCUGCUGCAUCCCUAGUUAUAAAUUAUGUGGUUAACUGUAUGGAUAAAAGGUAACAUUGUGCUGCCCUCUUCAUUGACCUGUCAAAGGUUCUCGAUACUGUUGAUCACUCACGGCUAAUUCGCAGGCUUUCCUCAAUUGGCCUAGACCAGGCUGCAUGUAACUGGUUUACAAAUUACUUGACAGAUGGACCUCAGUGUAUCGACUGAUGGUGUUAAAUCAGGUUUCCUGGAUGUUACGAAAGGUGUCCUGCACAGGUCGAUUCUGGGUCCUGUACCUUUUACAGUUUACAUUAACAAUAUCGACUUUUCUGUAAAAAACAAACCUGCACUUGUUUGCCAAUGAUAUUGUUGUGUAUGCUAUUCCCCCCCCAUGGUUGACCAGGCUCUAUCUGAACUACAGUUUGCCUUCAUUGUAUUAAAGAACAUCUUUAUUGACCUGAAAUUAGUAUUGAAUGCAGGUUAAACUAACUAUAUGAUGUUCUCUAGAGCUCAUAGAAAUUACUCUUGAUUUAAGCAUGCAUACUUUUGAUAGUGUCCAUAUUGAUGAUAGUGGCCCUGCAUACAAAUAUCUGGAUAGAUGAAACGCUGUCUUUUAAAAAGCAUAUUGAGGCGUUAGUAAAGAAGCUGAGAAUAAAAAUGGGCUUCUAUAGAAAUAGAUCCUGCCUCUCACUAAACAGUAGAAAUUAGAUUAUUCAGUCGACGUUCCUAUCGGUCCUAGAUGAUGACGACGUCUAUAUGAAUGCAGCUGCCACUUCAUUAAAGCCUUCAGAUGCAGUUUAUCAUAGUGCACUGCACUUUAUUAUAGGCAAUAAUUUUAGUACUCAUCACUGCAUUCUCUAUCAAAGUUGGUUGGCCCUCUUUGAUGUCAUGUAGGUUGAUACAUUGCUAUGUUAUUUGUGGAACAAUCUUCAAAAUGUUCUAAAAUGUUAUGUUUUGGUGCCUCUAGGGAAAUUCAGAAGGAUAAUUGAGGACCUUAAUACUGAUUGUUUUUUUUAUGACCAUGUGUUUCUUUCUACUUGCAUUUUGUAUUUAUAUUGAUGUGUGUAAUUUAUGGCUUUCUGUAAAAGAGACCUUGGUCUCCGUAUGACUCCUUGAUAAAACAAAGGUUAAAUAGAAUGUUUAAAGAGAUGGCAAUGUUUGCAUGAGUAACUAGUAGAAACGUUUUCGCUUCCCUGGCAGUUGAAACUCAAACAUAGAAGUUAUACUGCAUCUGGAGACAUCACAAUGAUGACAAAAGCUUUUUCUACUAAUUAUUUGCCUCUUUUUGAAAUGUCUUUGUGUUUCCAAGCCAAAGUAAUGCACUUUAGACAAUCUUAAUCAGUUACAAUUGAGACUGCAUUGAGUUGAAUGCUCAGCUAGGCAUCAAUCCUAAAACGAACAUUCCUAACAUUGUGACGAAACGUGCAGCCAUGAAUAUAGCCUAUUCCAACUUGCGCUGCAACAUUGCCUGGAUGGGGGCUGUGCGCACAUGAAGAGCUGUGCACAGGCAAAAGUUGUUCUAAUUUACUUGAAACAAAAGUCUAAAGUAAGACUUUGUCCUUGAGUUUCUUGGCAAUUCACUAUGUAUUGUUCACAAGCAAACUUGUUUUUCUAUGUUUGAGUUUCAACUGCUAGGGAAGUGAAAACAACAUUUCUACUAGUUAGACUCCAUUCAAGGGGCAUUAUUGGCAUGGGAAACAUGUUUACAUUGCCAACGCACCUGAAAUGGAUAAACAAAAGUGAAAUAAACAGUAAAUAUUACACUCACAAGUUCCAAAAUAAUGGAGACAUUUCAAAUGUUAUGUGUUAUACAGUGUUGUAACGAUGUGCAAAUAGUUAAAGUACAAAUAGGAAAAUAAAUAAAUAUAAAUAUGGGUUGUAUUUACAAUAGUGUUUGUUCUUCACUGGUUGCCCUUGUGGCAACAGGUCACAAAUCUUGCUGCUGUGAUUGCAUACUGUGGUAUUUCACCCAAUUGAGAUGGGAGUUUAUCAAAAUUGUGUUUGUUUUCUAAUUCUUUGUGGGUCUGUGUAAUCUGAGGGAAAUAUGUGUCUCUAAUAUGGUCAUACAUUUGGCAGGAGGUUAGGAAGUGCAGCUCAGUUUCCACCUCAUUUUGUGGGCAGUGUGCACAGCCUGUUUUCUCUUGAGCGCCAGGUCUGCCACUGUGUACAGUACUCUCUGUUUAGGGCCAAAUAGCAUUCUUGUUUGCUCUGUUAAUUUUUUCCAAUGUGUCAAGUAAUUAUAUUUUUGUUUUCUCAUGAUUUGGUUUGGUCUAAUUGUGUUGCUGUCCUGGGGCUCGGUGGGGUCUGUUUGUGUUUGUGAACAGAGCCCCAGGACCAGAUUGCUUAAGGGACUCUUCUCCAGGUUAAUCUGUCUGUAGGUAUUGGCUUUGUAUUUGAAGGUUUGGGAAUCGCUUCCUUUUAGGUGGCUGUAGAAUUGAACGUCUCUUUUCUAGAUUUAGAUCAUUAGCGGGUAUCGGCUUAAUUCUUCUGCAUGCAUUAUUUGGUCAUUUACAUUGUACGCAGAGGAUAUUUUGCAGAAUUCUGCAUGCAGUCUCAAUUUGGUGUGUCUCAUUUUGUGAAUUCUUGGUUGGUGAGUGGACCCCAGACCUCCCAACCAUAAAGGGCAAUGAGUUCUAUAACUGAUUCAAGUAUUUUUUGCCAGAUCCUAAUUGGUAUGUCAGAUUUUAUGUUCCUUUUGAUGAUGGCAUAGAAGGCCCUUCUUGCCUUGUCCCUCAGAUCGUUCACAGCUCUGGAAGUUAACUGUGGCGUUGAUGUUUAGGCCGAGGUAUGUAUUGUUUUUUUCUGUGCUCUAGGGCAACGGUGUCUAUAUUUAAUUUGUAUUUGUGGACCUGGCAACUGGACCUUUUCUGGAACACCAUUACUUUUGUCUUACUGAGAUUUACUGUCAGGGCCCAGGUCUGGCUGAAUCUAUGCAGAAGAUCUAGGUGCUGCUGUAGGCCCUCCUUGGUUGGUGACACAAGUACCAGAUCAUCAGCAAACAGUAAACAUUUGACUUCAGACUUUAGUCUGUCCUCUGACAACAGCUCCAGGGCAUGCCUAGUGUUUGGGCACCAGUGUUCUAGCCACUUUGUGUUGGGGAAAAUGUUUAUGCUCUUGAAUGUAUUUGGCAUGUGAGUUAAUGAGGAGCACAAUUUCUGCUUUUGUGUGUCCCCAGUGGAUGUGUGGGGGUUGUCAGGAAAGCUAUCGGGGGAGCUGACGGGGUCUGUUGGGUUGGUGGGUCCUGUACUGUCUGUCCCAUUGUGCUGUUGAGGUCUGAGGUGGGCUGUUCUGCUGGCUUUUCAAUCUCACAGGCAGAAACAUGACUCGAGUCAUGUGACCACAGUAACCUCCCACUUUUAAUUAAAGUGGCAGAUUAAUAUUUUUUUCUCAUCUGAUAUUUUGCUUAAAAUGAAAUUUAACAAUAUACCACAUGACUUCUUACUAGUAAUACAUUUGUUUUAGAAACGUUACAAAGCAUGCUCAUCUGUUUUUGUGUGUGUGUGUGUCUAAUUUGAGCAACAACUAAAAAUAUUUUGGCUGGUAAAAAAAAAAAUCUGAGUGGCUGGUACUGUAGAUUUAUUUAUCUAACUGCCACAGUGGCUGGUGGACCAAAAAGUUAAUUUUAUGCCCUGCUCACAGCUUUACCAUAAAGUGAAGUGAAUUCUCAACAACAAAGGAUCAUAAUUACUUGUGUCCUGCCUGAGGCGGCUCAGAAGUGAGCCACACAUUUUUUGUAAAUAUAACAAACCAUGAGAAAAUACCCAUUCUCAAUAUUGAUCAUGUCGCAUUUGACAUUACAUGGACUCUAGCCAUACUGACUAAAAUUGUAAUUAUUUUUUAAGUCCGUAUGGAAACUUGGACUCAUGCUUCUCUUAUUAAGGUUUAUUUGUCAAUGUGCUUUGAUAUUUUGGGUUGUGAAAUAAAUAUGGUAACAUCAAAA
This is a messenger RNA of Oncorhynchus nerka (sockeye salmon), 7578 nucleotides long. Its product is annotated as MKI67 FHA domain-interacting nucleolar phosphoprotein-like. NCBI's taxonomy places the organism in Eukaryota, Metazoa, Chordata, Actinopteri, Salmoniformes, Salmonidae. Gene Ontology annotation, molecular function: RNA binding. Bases 179 to 544 code for a protein of 121 amino acids. Gene Ontology annotation, cellular component: nucleolus. The transcript is spliced from 5 exons. Gene Ontology annotation, biological process: maturation of LSU-rRNA from tricistronic rRNA transcript (SSU-rRNA, 5.8S rRNA, LSU-rRNA). The record is from RefSeq and is a predicted model, not a curated record.